UUCACCUCCGAUGGAGAGGCAUUUGACCAAACACGUCGGCGUCGCAUUAUUCUUCUAAUAUAGACCACUCAUUUCCUCCCUCCGCCAUCCACCCUUUGCUCUCACGAUGGAUUCCAACCCCCGCGCCCGUUCUUCUCCUGCUUCUUCUUCGAUCUCGUUGACUUCCUCAUCGGACGGCGGUGGAGAUGGCGGCGAUGGAGGGCCGAAGGAUAGGAAGAAGGAGGCGCUGGGGUGGAUCGAAUGGGGGAGAGGAUGGUGCAGCAUAAUCGGGGAGUUCCUCUUCCAGAGGAUCGCCGCCAGCCAUGUUGAGAACCCUCUGCCCGUCCCCCCGCUCGAUGGCCUCACCUGCAUCGUCACCGGCGCCACCAGUGGCAUCGGCCUCGAGAUCGCCAGGCAACUUGCAGAGUCAGGAGCACAUGUUGUGAUGGCUGUCAGGAGAACAAAGCUAGCUCAUGAGCUGAUCCAGAAUUGGCAGAAUGACAAGUCUGAGAUAGGGCUAACCCUUAAUGUUGAGGCAAUGGAACUUGAUCUGCUCUCUCUAGACUCUGUUGUAAGAUUUGCUGAAGCUUGGAAUGCUCGUAUGGUACCGUUGAAUGUAUUGAUCAAUAAUGCUGGCAUUUUUGCAAUUGGAGAACCCCAACGAUUUUCAAUGGAUGGGUAUGAGGAACACAUGCAAGUGAACCAUCUCGCCCCAGCACUGCUUUCGUUGUUGCUUUUGCCAUCGCUUCUUCGAGGAUCUCCUAGCAGAAUUAUCAAUGUUAAUUCUAUUAUGCAUUUUGUUGGCUAUGUGGACACACAUGAUAUGAACAUGACAUCUGGAAGAAGCAAAUACACAAGCUUAGAGGGUUACUCAAGUAGCAAGCUGGCACAGGUAAAAUUCACUAGCAUUCUUCACAAGCGAAUACCUGCAGAAGCCGGCAUCAGCGUCUUGUGUGUUUCUCCCGGCAUCGUUCACACGAAUGUUGCAAGAGACCUACCUAAGGUCAUCGUUGCGGCUUAUCAUCUAAUUCCAUAUUUCAUAUUCAGUGCUCUCGAAGGUUCGAGAAGCACUCUAUUUGCAGCCACUGAUCCUCAGGUCCCAGAAUACUGUUCAGUACUGAAGGCUGAAGAAUGGCCUGUUUGCGCCUACAUUUCGUACGAUUGCCGUCCGAUAAACGCAUCCGAGGAAGCCCACAAUCUCAAAACUUCACAGGAUGUCUGGGAGAAAACACUAGAGUUAAUCGGGCUCCCAUCCGACGCCUUGAACAAGCUCAUCGAAGGCGAGGCAGUGCAGUGCCGUUUUGGACCAAAAGAAGAAUGACGACAUGAUUUUAUCCAGGUCAUAAUUUUGCAAUUGGCGAAUUGUUUCAUCAGUCUUCUUCGCAAGGGAAUAAGAUUAACGAUUAGGUUACCCUCUGUCCUUGCUGCUAGUUUGGUGCAUCGUAAGUGGCAUUCUCAAGGAUUUUGAAUUAGACAUUAGUUUACUACUUGACCCACCCAGAGAGACUUCAUUGUGUGUCGCCUUGGAAACAUAUUUAAUGGUUCGUGCCUGCCUGCCUGCUGGCUGGCUGGCUGGUUAAUCAAGAUUUGCAUGUCUAUGUAGACGUCGUGGUCAUACAACUUUUUCAUUUGACUGACUGAUUCGAGCAUAAACUGUUACGCCCA
Musa acuminata AAA Group (dessert banana) is the source of this 1644-nucleotide messenger RNA. Its product is annotated as dehydrogenase/reductase SDR family member FEY. The transcript is spliced from 8 exons. Lineage: Eukaryota; Viridiplantae; Streptophyta; Magnoliopsida; Zingiberales; Musaceae. The record is from RefSeq and is a predicted model, not a curated record. Bases 107 to 1300 code for a protein of 397 amino acids.